Molecule: messenger RNA, 2747 nt
Organism: Triticum dicoccoides
Lineage: Eukaryota; Viridiplantae; Streptophyta; Magnoliopsida; Poales; Poaceae
Exons: 4
Coding region: 62-754 (230 amino acids)
Source: RefSeq, a predicted model, not a curated record
CAGGGAAGCGAAAGAAAAAUGAGAAGUGAGCGGGCAGCCACAGAAGAAAGAGAAAAGAAAAAUGAGAAGUGAGCGGGCAGCCAGAGAAAAAGAGAAGCGACCGGGCGUCUUCCCUGUGACCCUCGUCCCCUCUUGCCGUCGCCGGCUCCUCUCCUCUCCCCGCGCCUCGUCCGCCUCCUCUCCUCCCUCUUCCCUGUCUCCUCACCCGCACCGCCAACUCCUUCUCUCUCCUUGCCCCAGCCGUCUCUCUCCUCCCGCGCGCCGUCAGCUCCGAAUCUGGAGGAAGAGGAGAGAUGCUGGAUUUGGAGGAAGAGGAGAGAUGCGGGAUCUGGAGGAGGAAGAGGAGAUCCGGGCGUCCCGGCGGUGGCUCGACCAAUGCAAGCUGACCUCCUCAUCUCCGACGCGGCCUCUAACCACAUUCUCGACGACGACGCGUUGCUCAUCCCCGCCGGCUUCGAUCUCGUUAUCACGCGUGCCCAUCAAGUUCGUGGACGGCCGCGGGGACGCAUCGGCUCCUUGUGAGGACAAAGCUGAGGACCAGCAUGGUUGUGGGCGCAGUGACCGAGGCGAUGGCAUUGCGUCAUUUUUGCCUCCAUUUCAUUAUUUUUAUGAUCCAGAUAAGGCUGUUCGUCCUGGUUUGGAGGCAGAUGGUGCCAAGGUAGCACAAAGUUCCGAGAAAAGGUGGUUGCGAAUCUCAGGCUUUGCAUGUCCGUCUAUGACAUCCUUGCCGUCGAAGGCAGAUUCAUCUUUCUAGUAUAGGGCUGCUCGACGUAUAAAGUAAUUUGUGCCAUCAUCUCUGCCAUCCAUUUAUCUUUGCUAAGGAAUGUGAGAUGUUACUACUUACUAAUUUUGUAUGUUGUUUAGUAUUCCACUGGUUGCAUGGUGGAUGUUUUUUGCUGUUAGCUUCUUUAUAUGCUAGCGAAGCUCGAGUUCAAUAGUUCUUGUCAUUACGUAUUUGUUAUUCACCCCCGUACUGAAUUUCUUUAAAAUACAUUGGUUCCAGUCUUGACUAUGGGCUGUUUUGCCAUGCUUACAUCAGAGCUCAAAAGUAGAUGUCAUCAACAAGUAGGUGAUACCUGUCUGUCCGAUUUAGCAUUUUCGAAUUGCUCACAACAUUUCUUUCAGCAUGUCAAUGAAAAUGGCACCUUCCCGUUCUGAUGUUCAUUAUGUUUCUUGAAGCCCUCACCAUCUUUAUAUUCAUUACAUAUUCUCAAUAGCUUAUUUCUUAAUAAUACCUAAAGUGAAUACCAGGAGCUCAUCCUUACCUCUCCGGUCUAUUCUUAUUUGAGUAUUAAGAGCACCUACAUUACUUUGGUUCUGUAUGACUGAUCAAAUUUACACACACCUCAAUCAUAGUAAAAUCUGGAAGGAGACGUAAAAGAAUCAAAGAAAAGUAGAGAUGCACAAUAAUCUUACUUUUCAGGGAUUGUUCUUGGGUUCAGCUUUCGCUGGCAUGUUGUUACUACAGAGUUACCCUAUCUCUUUGAAUCGUCGUAUAUACUCCAAACUCUUAUAGAUUAUGCAACUAGCUAAUGGUUGAAACUUUAAUACUCCGCUUUAUGUUAGUUGCUUGUUCUGACUGUAUGUGAUGAUUAUAUCCAUGUGUAUGUAUGUGGUCUUCAAAGUUGUUGAAAGAUUUAAAGCAUAAGCAAGCUCGUCAAAUUCCUUCGGUACGUCAUAUAUUCUUAUGUCUCCUUCCUAUGCUUUAGAGGUUUAUAGUAAGAAGAUAUGAGAUUCAGUCUUCCCUUUUCAGUAUAUCUGGAAGUAUAUGGGAGAGAUUACUAGGUCACACAUGUAGUUCAGUUAUUAAGUUUCUAAAUAAGUUCAGCCCCAGAGCACAUAUUUUGCAUCCAUUGUUUAUUUAAUCCAUUGAGAUCUAUUCUCUCUGGUUCAUACCGUAUGUUUACAUUUGACUUGGAAUCAGCUGUACUUUUGUUCUGCUUUUGUUGCAAGGUAUAUCAUCAAUUUCCUGUUUGGACGUGCUUUUAUUAGUUUGCUUCUAACUGCAUCUUAAUAUGUACUCGGUGGGCUCUACAAGAUUCGAUGAUGGAUGUGUGAAUGUGAGCAAUCAGGAUAUAAAUUUCUUCCAACAAGACAUGCAUUCAGGAAAUAUGUUGCGUCGCAACUUUGCAGCUUCACAUUGUAGGAUUAAUAUUUGGCACCUGACAUGAGAUUGAGAAAUACCAUGCUUUAAUUAAUUAUUAGUACAUACCUUGUGCAGGGCACAUAAAAUAUAUCUGAUAUCGUUUUUUUAUGAAUAUUUUUUUCUUUUCUACCCUAAUUCAGUAGCACCACUUCUUGAUGUUAUUUCUCUAUACGAUUGUUGCUUCCACUAUAGUUUUUCUCACUGAAAUGAAUUUGAAUUAGGUCACUUCAGUACCAAGGUAAAAAUUUAUUUGUUCUUGAGAAGAGCCAAAAUCCUAGGUGAUCGUUAGAUAUUAUUGAUAAUUAUCAAUUAAUAAUUAUAUGCUUGACUGUUUGUUGAUGACCAGUAAAUUUGUCACAGUGUGCUUUUGGAAUUUCCAUGUGUUGAAUAAAAUUGGCAAUGGGAUCGGGAGUUGGUGGCAAAGAAUUAUGUGGUUUGAUGGCACUAGGGGCAGGAGUGGUGAUUUAAGGUGCCUAAAUAAGCUGUGAGGCUGCCUAAACAAAAAUGUAUUUCUGUUAACCGAUCUAAGUCAUUCUACUAUCUGUAAACCAAUUUAAGUCACUCUACUAUUUGUAAUACAAUCCACAUUGCAUUAUCUUUC